Messenger RNA from Cinara cedri, 11670 nucleotides. The record is from the annotation of a GenBank genome assembly. NCBI's taxonomy places the organism in Eukaryota, Metazoa, Arthropoda, Insecta, Hemiptera, Aphididae.
AUGGCAUCAUGGAUGAAAAACUGUAGUUUCUCAAUAAUCAUAUUUUGGUAUUUACCAAAAAUUUCUGUUUGGUCCAUGACGUACAAAAAAAAGGUACGCCAUUUUCAGGGAACGUUUAUAAUUUGUAUUUUAUAUUUUAUCCAUAAGAGUUUAGUGGUUUUUAGGCUUCUGGUUUGUCUAUUUCUUUCCGAAUGUGAAUUUUUGACUGCCAGUCGUAUUCGUUACAUCCACAAGCAUCAUUAUGGACGCCGUAACGAUCAAAUUGAAAAAAAUGUUACUUUCUCGAAACGUCGUUUUCCAGGUAAUUCAAAAUAAUUUGAUAUGUGCGCAAAGAAGAGAACUGCGUGUUGAAGUAAUUUGUUUAGGGGUCAUUUCUUGCUCAUCAAUCGAAUUCUUUAUUUAUAUAAGUUUUUUACUAAGUCUAUUUUUGAUCUUAUCAGUCGCAUACAAUAGAUGUUCGAAAGCAGACGUACCUACCUAUUUUGAUUUUCAACGCAUACAAUUAAAUGUAUCCGAAAAAAGAACGUUAUUGUUUACAUGCGUUCAAUUUUGGCGUUUUAGAGAAUAACCUUACAAGCAAAUUUAGAAUAUUAUUUUAAUAAAUAAUCUAAUUAGAAUUUUUUGUAUAGGUACCAGCUACCUACCUACACAAUACAUCGUUGAACUUAUUUUUACAAAUCUUUGGUGUUCAAAUCUACUGAACGAAUAUGAUUAUACUAUUUUGUUACUCUUAUUACCUAAUGAACUUUUAUUGUAAAUAAUACGAUUUAUUAUAGUCGCGCUGUAGUGCAUUAUAUUAAUAUUAGGUACAAUAGACAAUAAUAUAACCAGGUACGUAUCUACCUACAUUAUUACGUUUAUAAUAUUGUCUAAAAAUAUAUAUUUGUACGCUACCGUAAUGAUAACAAUGUUAUAAUUAUUAUAUUAUUAUAUAAGUACAUAAUAUAAUUGGUAUUAUGUGUUCAUGAUUACGACAAUUACAAGUGAUAUGCUAUAGUAUAGAGUAGUUUUUCAAUUUGUUUCAUUUUUUAAAUUUGUAUUUUAAGGCACUGGAUUCAAAAAUGUUUUAACUGUCGCUCUUUUAGAUUCUGAGUGUAGAAAUACAUAUAUUGGUUUUAUUACGAUGAAUAUUUUUUUUUCUGUAAGUAACUUUUCUCCCAGAGAUCUUGCUCCAAUCAAAAAAUGAAGGUACACUUUUGUUGUAUUUUGGAUCUAGUUGAUACAUUUUAAAAGUUAUGUUUUGGUGUUCCAAAGGGUUAUUCCUAAUAAUAAGGAAAAACAGACAAAUAUUUACACCGUCAAGAUUUUGAUUAUUUUUAAUUUAUGCGAUUUAUACGAAUACCCUCCAGACAUCUUGCACCAAUCAAAAACUAACUAAAAAUCUUUUUUGUUGUAUUUUGUUUCUAAUUUGGUGAGUAAGUGUAUAAAUGUUUUUAGUGUUAUUUCCCAUGUAGUUUUCUUUAUAAUUGGGCAAAACGUAAUAAUAAUUGGAAAAAAAACCUAAGGAAGUACGAAAUUAUCGGUUUUAUUAUUUUCGAUUAUGGUUGUUUGGUUAAAAAUAUUCGUAGAGACCCGACAUUUUUAAUGAAUACUGGACUUAUAUUGGACUUUUUUAUGCGUGGUAUGAAUUACAAAUCAUUCAUUCGAUUUUAGAGCUGUAUGUAGGCAUUUUACCAUUUUAGGCAUUUUUUGUCAUUCAAAUUGACAACAAUGGAGAAGUUUUAGUUUUUAUUAAGUAGGUACUAUUUGGAUAUAAUUUUUAGCUAAACAGAAAUGUUUGAAAAUUUAACACGAAGUUCAUUAUAAGCUACUAUACUUAGUGGUAAAAAAAAAAAUAGUACCUAAUGAAGUAGUUUUUUAUAACGUAUUUUAAAGUUAAAUUUUGACCAAAAUCCUAAAAAUUUCAAAACAUGUAUACCCGAACUUCGCUUUGAAUUAUUUUUCGUUAGCAAUGGUUGGUUGCAGAUAUAAAUUAAAUCACUUUAUGUAUCUUAUCUACUCCACUUCUCACCUACUACUGUGGCACACUUAAUCCCAGUAUCAAGUUUUUUUUUAUUUUGAAAGAUUAAGACAAAAGUUAACACAAAAAAACUUGUAAUACAAACUUUUGACUGUUGAAAAUGAUUUACCAUUGCUAACGAAAGACGAUUUGAAAGACCGUAAUAUUUAUGAUUUGAAAAUAGCAUAUUUCGUAAAUUUUUCUGUUUUCCAAUUUAUUAUGAAAACCCUUGGAAAAAUCAAAAAAUGACUUCCCUAAAGUAAACCCCAUUUAAAAAUUUCCGAUCAGAAAAUGUGAUACACUUAAAACCGAAGUAAAUUUUUUGGUAAAAAAGUAGUUAAAAGAAAAAAAAAUUAACGUCGUAAAAUGUAUACAUUCCUCGCUCCACUCAACAUUUAAAAAAGAACUGAUAUUUGGGACUGUUGUGACACUGUAUAGAUGGAGAAUUGAGAAUGUAGGAUACAAAGAGUAAUAAUUUAAUUUAUAUUGGGGGUAACGAUAAACUAUUGCUAACAAAAUCGAUUCAGACCGAAAUUCGGCUAUAUACGUUUUGAAAGGUCAUAAUUGUAAUUUUAAUGAGUUCUUAUUAAAAAAAAUACUACAUUAAACUCAACUUUUUCCUGUUGACCACUAAGUACAAUUUAAAAUCAAUCUCCUGUUCAAUUUUCAAGCAAUUCUGUUUGGUGAAACAAAUUUAUCCACAGAAUACCAAAUAAAAAUUAUGUAAAAACUCGAAAAAUUUAAAUGUCUAUGAAUAGCUCAAAAAUUACUCAAAAGUUUUUUUGAACUAUAAAAAAUUUACUUUUUAAGCAACUAGAUCCAAAAUACUAAAAUAAUAGAUAAUAAUUAAAAAAAAUAAUUAAAUAAUAAUUAUAAUGAAUGAAUUUAUUAUUAUUAUUAUUAUUAACAUUAUAUAAUAUAAUUGUAGCUGAAUUAAGUACCUUUUUAUUUCUCAGUAAGUUGUUAAUAGGUACUUAAAAAAAGUAGUUGAGCAUUUAAAGAUUUACAAAUUAAUGUUAACAAAACAGAAUAAAAAUAAAAGGGGUUAAUUACCGGCAAGAUGAAAAUUGAAAACCACAACUUUAUGAGAGUAUUCCACUUUAAUUACUUAGGAUCAAUUUUAACUAAUGACACUGGUAUACGAGUAGAGAUUGAUACCAGACAUCAAAUAGAUAAUAAAAUAAUAACUGCUAUUAUGAUUUUGGAAAACUACUAAGAUGUUUUUUUUUAUUUUCGUUAUAAAGUAAAAACAUUUUUUUUAAUAUUUUGAUCAAUGUUAAUUUAGUUAUUGAUUAUUGAAUAGUGGCUAGAUAAAUAGUAACUUCAAUCAAUCAAUGUAGCCUAAUGGCUCAUAAAGUAAUAACUCUAUAUGGUUUUCUGGUGAAAUUGUAUCCAUAGAUAAUCGAAAUAUAAUAGCAUUUGUGAACAAUCAUCAUUCAGCAUGUAUGAUUGACCCAUAGACAUUAUUAACGUGUCUUUGAUAAAAUAUUAAUGAAAAAAUAUUACCAUUAAUGUCAUAUUUAUUUACUAUAGAAACAAUAAAUAAAGUAAACUCUUUGAAAUGGUGAUAACUACUUUUAAGCAAUUAAAUUAGCAUAAGAAAUAUUUUAUAAAACUAAGUACCAGAAAAGCAGGGAAAAUAUUUAAUUUUUAAAAGCUUUUAUUUACUUUUUAGGUUUUUUUUUUUUUAUGUAAAAUUUUUAUGUAUAAAGUACAAUACCUAAGAGAUUGAAUUUAGAUUAAGAUUAUUGAUUAUUAAGUUUUUAAAAUAAAGAUUUAUGAAAAUAAUCAAUUUAUGUAAAUUGUUAUCUAAUAAUUAAUAUGUACAUCAAACUAAUGGUGAUAUUAAAAAUAUGAAGUAUGAUCCUGCAAUGAUUUGCUACUGCUGAAUAAUAGUAAUAAUAGUUUUUUUGUCCAUUACAAUCAAAUUAAUAAACAAAAAUAAAUAAAUGAACAAUUAGAUAUUCCUACCAAAAAUAUCUACAAAUCCCUAUUUUACUUACCCCCUUAGAAGUUGAAUUUUCAAAAAUCCUUUCUUAAUAUGCCUAUGUAAUAAUAGCUAUCUGUAUGCCAAAUUUCAGCCCUAUCGGUCCAGUGGUUUGGGCUAGGCAAUGAUAAAUCAUUCGGCCAAGACAUGUUAUUUUGUAAUAGGUUAAUUGGAAUUUAAUUGACAAUUGUACUACCAAAAUAAACCACAUAAACUCAUGUCUUAUAAAUUAUUUAUCCAUUAUUUAUAAAAUGAUAACGUCAAACUAUAAAAAAUUUAUAAUGAUAUUUUAUUGUGUUUUAAACAUAGUUUAUUUUAUUUCAUGACUUAAACCAAUUUAAAUAGUUGUAUUAAAGAAAUGUUUAAAACAUACAGUUUUUUAAUGUGUUGGUUUUAAUAAAACAGUUUUAAACAAAUAUAAAAAAAAAAAAAAAGGAAAUGCUUCGCACGAUGGGUGGGCCACUGUUUUAGGUGAGAAGUUGGGAAGGUGGAGGGAAAAUUUAAUGUAUAUUUGUACGCGACGUUUAUCUGUUUCUAACCAAAAACGAUUCAGAGCAGAGUUCGGUUACACAUGUUUUGAAACGCCUUAAUAUGAAAAUAAUACAUUUCGUAAAUUUUCACGGUUUUUCCGAUUUAUUAUGAAGACCCCUCCUUAAGUACCACUCUAGUUUAUUUUUUUUUUCAGAAAAUGUACUACACUUGAAAAUCUGAACAAAAUUUUAAAACAAAUACAUUCCUUGCUUCACUCAGAAUCCAAAAUAUAAUCAUUUAAAUUUGCAAUCUUGGUCCAAAGCUAGUUCCAACAAUUUACAAGUUCAGGUAUAUACGACAUUGAUAUUUCCAGUUAUAGCUUGGAAACAUGACCUUAGAAACGCAAAGUAAAUAAAGUUGAAGGUUUUCAAACAGAAGUUCUGAGAAUAAUGCAAGAAUGAUCAAACUGGGAUGUGGAGGAAGACACACAACCAUGGACUCCAGGCCCUUUUUUAACACCUUAACAUUUCAAAUUAAUCUUAGUUAGUAAUCUAAAGUUAGAAGAAUGAAAUAGACAGGUCAUGCAUGGGCAUGGAGGAAACAGGCCAAUAAUUUGGACAGUUAUUGAAAACAACCAAGUUGGAAAACAGUCUCUGGGAAAACCUUGAUUAAGGUUAGGUUAGGUGGAUUUUUGUUGCUAGAGAUGUAAGAAGAGUAGAUCUUGAAACACAGUGAAAAGAAAUAUCGGAGGACAAAAAUAGGUAUUUUCAUGGAUAUAAUAUAUGCUUGGAGAGCACUUACCCAUUAAAAAAAAAAAGUGUUUAUAUCAAAUGUUGUCAAAAAUCUUUAAAAUUACAAUUGCGGCAUUUUAAAACAUCUAUAACCGAACUUUGAUCUGAUUUAUAUUUCGUUAACUAUGGUUUAUCAUUGCUUUCAGAUAUAAAUUAAAAAUAACUUUAUGUAUCUUACAAUCCUACCUUCAACCUACAGUGGUGCAUUCUUUUUUAUGGUCGGUUACAAACUUUGACCUUGGAUUUUAUAAAAUUUCUUACUAAAUUAAUUUUCAUUCCCUUAAUCCAUGCUUAUAAAUUAUUUACCUACAUCUACGUGUUAAUACAUUUUAAUAAAAUAAAAAAAUCUGAUUUCAGGAUAAAAGUAUUCAAUUUAUGAUUCAUAGUUUAAAAGAUCCAAAAAAAUUUAACGUAAUCAGUACAAUAUAUUUAAAUGCUGACAUUAUUAAUUUUUUAUGUGAACCAUUACUUUCAAUUAAUACUUCUUUAAUAAAGUAAAGGAUUAAACAAAUAUCUAGUUUUUAUAUAAUAUUUAUCAUUGGAAUAGUUAAUAAAGUUAUUAAUUUUAUUUUAUAGAAGUAUAUGUUUAUGCGUGUGGAUGUUAUCUAAGAAUAAUUCAUUUUAUGAAAGAAAUGAUGUGUUAUAUACAUGCAAUAGUUUAUUGCGAACGCUUGCUUUUUUAAUAAAAACUCCUGAUCCCUGUAUAACUGAUUUAAUUGAACUAUUGGCAAUAAUUAUUAAAAAGUAAGUAUAAAUUGUAAUUUGUAUUCUGUAAUAAUUUGUUAUAUUAUUAGUAUGUUUAAAUGAUUUUAGAGGAAGAACCAAUCUUUUAGAAAUGUGUAAUGUGUCACAAAUUUUAACAGUUAUAACAAUGAUUUUUAGUAAUUCACGUGACUUACCAGGUCAAUGUAUUAUUAAUGCUACUUCUAUACUAACGUGUAUUUUAUCAAGUUCUUCAAUUGAAUUAAGUGGUAUAUUAUUUAAUACGAGUAUAUCCAUUUCAAAGGCGAUUUGUAAAAGUGUCAGAGAAAAACAUACUAUUGACCCUCGUGUAGUUGAUAUUGCAUCAAGUCUUUCUAGUAGCUUAUUAAGGUAAAAUUUAUUUAAAUAUAAUCAGUGGCAUAUAAGUGGAGUAGAUUGUUACAUUAUAAACAUAUUAUAUUUUAAAAAGGUAAAUACUAAAAAUAUAAUAGGUGUCUACCAAUAGCUCUAAUAAACUAGUUACCGUAGGUGAUUUAGUAAUUAAAAUCACUAUAGCUAUUUUGUUUUCUAUUUAUUUACACGGUAGACCCAUGAUUAUACGUGUUCACGAUUGAUUAUGCUCACUGCUCUAAAAUCUGUAUGUACCAAAAGUAAAAUCAUAGGCGCAUAAACAGUAUAUUGUACGUAGGUUAAGGUACUAUCUACCACCAAAUGUAAUUUCCUUAAUACAGUUAAUGGAUCAAAGUAUGAUUUCCUCUCUUAAGCGAAGGUACAAAUAAAUUUAUCUCCGUAAUCUCUAAAAAAUAAAAAAAAUUGUUUUGAUGAUUUUCUUGACCAAGUUCGGUGUUAUUGGUAGUACUGGUAAUUUUGUAGCCAUAGGUAAUUGUAGUUCUUAUUAUUGUUGUGACUAUAAUUUUUACAGUUUGCCUUUUCACCUUUUUUGUGUAUCAAUACGGUUAGAGUUUCAUUCCAGGUUUUUGGUAAGUGUUCAUCAUUCUAAAUCUUUAGAUAUGCUCUGAAAAUGAAGUGAUACAUCUAUUUAUUCCAUAUUUAAUGAGUUCAGUCAGUAUGUCUACUGAUCUUGAUACUUUCUAGUUUUUAAAAUUAUUAUUACUUUAUAGGUUUCUUCCUGGCUCAUUUUAUUUACCAUUGGCUUAACUCCAUACAGGUCUUCCCUUCUUAUUGAAUUAACUGGGAAUUAUCUGCAAUCUACAAAGUUCUACAAAAUAUUCCUUCCAUCUUUCAGCUUUUUCGUCAGGGCUAUUUAUUUAUAAUUUUUGAAUAUAUUUUAAUAAGUAAUAAUUUUAAGCUGUGAUUAUUUAGGUAAAUAGUGGAUAUGUAUUUAAACCCAUGCUAAAAUUCACAUUCAUCCAAAUUCCUCAAGAAUUCUAGAGUCUAGAAGAGUCACACGUCAAUUUUAGUGGGUCAAAAAAUCUUCUGGUUUUACAAAGAUGUUUAUUUUUAUUUUCUGUGAACAACUUUUCUACCAGAGGACUUGCUCUGAUUUUCACGUAUAGCAACUCUUUUGUAAGGAAAUCGGUUAGAGAGGAUUUUCUCAAGAAUUUUCUCAUCAAGUUAAAAAACUGAAAAAAUUAACGAAAUAUAAUAAAUAUAAUAUUAUGGCUUUUUUUUUUUUGCAGACAACUUUUUUACUUGCAAUUUUGCUCCAACUUUUAAUGAUAGCAAUGUUUUUAAAAAGAAAUUUCACUGGGGAGGUACUUUGAAAGGGUCUUGUUUUCAUUUUCCCUGGAGUUUUUUUGUGAAAAACUGGGAAAACCUGGAAAUUCAUUACAACAUUAAACAAAUAUUAUUAAAGAAAAUAUGUAGAACCUAUUUAAUUAUUUUACUAUAAUAUGGCAUAUAUAUUGUUGACGAAUUAUCACUAUCAACUGAACUCUGCUCAGAAUUGUUUUUUCAUAAGCAAUGGUUUAUAUUGUUGCAUACAGGUGUACAUUAAAUUACCUAUAACAGUGGCACCCUUCCCUAUUAUCCUAGGAUUUCUUUUUAACUUAUUAAACAAAUAAUAGAUGCAAUGUUUUAAAUUAAAAAUUUGUCAGAUAAAGGGAUCUUGAUGUUUAAAUGGUACUUCAUUUAUUGAUUUUGGUUUACAUCACUGCAAAUAUUUGAAUGGGAAUUUACUAUUUUUUUAUAUUUAAAUUUAAUAAUAAUUAUUGUAAUGUACAUAUCUUAUGUUAACUUAGAAAUAUUAUAAUAUUCUGUUUUAGACUAUAUUCUACCAUUAAAAGUAGAAUGUUAAUUGAUAAUAAUUUAAUAAAACAUAAAAAAGAAGGUACAUUGUUAAAAAAUACUGCAUGGAAUAUGAUAAAACACAUUAAUUUACCAUUUGUUCUUGUGAGUAUAAAUAUUAUUUUACAAAAACAAUGUACAACACUAAUGUACCUUGUAGUGUCUAAAUGUCCACUAGAAUAAUGACAUAUCAAUAAAUUUAGUACUUAAAUAAUAAAAUGAUAAUGUAUUAUAAUAUUAUAUUUAUAUUAAUCUGCAUAUUAAUUGAUUUACAUAUACUUAUAGAAUAAUGUGAAUAUAAAUAUGCACUUUGAAAGUUACCGGAAAGGAAUUAAAAGCUUAUUAAGUCCAUUUAAAGAAAGUCUGUCUAAUCAUGAUCGCCGUCAUGUAGUUGAUCAUUAUGCUGCGUCCAGAAUUAUAAAGAUUUUAUAUGAAUUAAUUGACUGCAAGUAAUUGAUUUUUAUUUUUGUAUAAACAUAUAUCAAGUAAUCCAAAUUUAGUCACCAUGUCUUAAUAUACAAAAAGUAAAACUGUAUGCAUGUAUUUAAAAUACAUCCAUCUUGGAAUCAUACCUAAUACAGUAAAUAUGUUGUUAACUCAGAUUUUUAAAAAAAAUGUAUUGUUCUAAUUUUAUAAAAUAAUUUGUAUUUAUAUUGAUUGUUUAUCAAUAUUCAAAAUUCUAUUAUGAAGUGGAGUUAAUAAGAAUAUUAUUAGUUUCCCAAAAAAAUUCAGAAUUUCUGGUAUCUGUGUCAUGAGAACUUGUAGUUUUUAAAAUGUAUGGUUAUUUUUAUACCAUUUGUUUGUUUUGGUUUUAAUUGUAUAGCAUCCAUCACUAAUUACAUUUAUUUUCUUAUUUAUUUAUAGCAAAACUAUUAGCUUACUCGUUGAAGAACUAUUGUUUGAAACAUUAUUCUAUUUAUCAUCUGCUUAUCUUGAAAUUGAUUGUCAUUGGCCUGGUGGUACUGAUAUGUUUCGCAAUCAAAUGGCAUGGAGUUUUAAGAAUUUUCCUAAAACUCAAAAAGAUAUUUGUUUAAUUUUAAUGAAUAGUAAAAGUAAUAAUGACUUGAAAUAUUUUAUUAUUAUUUUUAUUUAUUUCUAUCUUUUGACUUGUUCCAAGUAAGUUAUUUAACCAAAUAUAUCUACUUUCCUAUUUAAACUUCAUGUUAAAAAUAUAUACUUAUUGUAACAAAUGUUUAACACACUGAUUUUAGUACUGAAAAUGAGUCAAUAUAUUUAGAACCAAUGAGUGUUUACUUAUGUUCUACACAGAACACAAUUCCUGUUCCUGUUAUUAAAGCACUUCUUUUUAAUAUUUCAGUAAAUAAUAUUUAAUUAUGGACUAUAAUCAUUUAAUACUAUAUUUUGAAUUUAAUUUCAACAGUAUAAUAUUAUCUAAAUAAUGUACCUGAAAUUGUUUUAGAUUUCUUUUACAUCUCACCAUGCUGUAAAUGCAGUGUGUGGUUUAGCUUUUGCUACAAAAACAUUGAUUGCACUUAUAAAUUCUGAUAUUAUCAAUUUAGUUUUUACCCGUCAUCCUGCAUUAUUAUAUUUUAUAUUCGCUUCGAAUAUAAUACCCCACAAUGUACAAUUACAAUUAGUAAGAAAACCUAGUAGUUAUAAAAAUAUAUUUAAAUAUUACUUAAAAUUGUAAUUAAAUUAAUAUUUAGUUGUGUUAUCUAUUCAUAGAUUAAACAAUGGAUACUAAAUUUAGAUGAAAUUAGUUAUGUUGAAUUAGAAACAUUUUGUUUAAAGAACUACAAAGCUACAUUAUGUUUGCUGGUAAAUUUGGUUAAAUAUUGUAUAAUAUAGAUAAAAAGUGUUUUAAUAAUUAAAAUCUUAAUUAUUCAUUUUGUUUUCAAUAGAUUGAAUUAAUCAAUGACAAUAAUAUUGACAGAUAUAAACAACAAAUGGGAUUUAAUAUUAUUAAAAAAAUAAUAGCCACUGAAAACGAUAAUAAUGAACACAAAACAUUAUUAAUUAUUUGGGACAUGCUACCUACACAAUUAGGCUCAUUCUGUUGUAAUGAAAGUCCACAUGUAACAGAAGGUAUUACAAAUAUUUUGCUUAUAAUACUAAUAUUGUUUAACUAUUUUUAUAUUACUUUAGCCACAAAUUUAAUAUUCUUAUUAAAUUUGACUGAAUCAUUUUUUUUCUGCGGAGACAAAUUUUCCAUUAAUGAACACCAGCAUAUAGUUUAUACAAUGUCGUCUAUCAUAAAAAGCUAUCAAUUAACUUUUACUGAAAAGUAUACUCUGUUAUCAUCUCUUUUGCAGCACUUUUUAAACGUGGUUCAAUUAUCUAAUAAUGAUGAUGGUAGGUAAUUCAAACACUUCCAUGAGUGAUAUAAAUAAUAAAUUAAUAAUGUUUAUAUUAGUUCAUAAUAUUUAAUAAAAACAUUUUCUUUAAAACUCUGUCUGCAGUUUUAAAUACAAUUAAGAAGCAUAAUGGAUUUUUGAAUGUUCUUGAAAACUUGUGUUUAUUAGAAAACAAUAAAGUUUGUUUUCUUGUAUUUAACACUAUAAUAAAGUUAUGCCAACUUGAAAAAGAAGAAACGAAGAGGGAACAUAAACUUUUAGUAUGCUUUAUUAGGGUCGUUCUUUAAAAAAAAAAUUAAGCACCCUUAGAUCAGUUCCAAAUAAUAUAAGGAAUUAACAGACACAUAAAAAAAAAAUAUAUAUUAAGCACAUUGUAAAACCACAACAUUCCUUAUUAAUUUUGUAUCUAAUACCAUUUAAAAUUUAAAACAAAUUAUCAGUUUUCCUUUUUUGACCAUCCAAUAAAUAUUAUUUUAGAUAAUAAAAAAAACCAAGAAUUCAAACCUUUUUUUUUUCAUUACCUACCCAUUUGGAAAUGAUCUUAGGCGCUACUGAAAAUAUUUUUUCCAAAACCAAGAUAAGGCCCAAUCUAAUGCUCUACACUUGUUAUAUGUAACAUAAAUAUAAUGGAUGUACAUAAUAUUUAUACUUAACUUUUAUUUAGUCGUUGGUUUCAAUAAAAUGUGAAUAUAUUAUAUUAAGCACCAUGUCUAGACUGUGCCACAACUGCAUGUUAUCAUCCAUUACAUUAUUCCAAAUUGUUCUGAAAUAUUGCGAAGAAGAUAUUAGUUCCACAGUUGAAUUUAAUAGAAUACUAAAUGUAGAGUUUUUAAAGUCUAUUUUUAUCCAAUUAGAAACAAUUAUAUGUCAAGUAAAAAAUAAUAAUAUAGAAAUUAACUAAAAAUUAAUUUAAGUAUAUUUUACAAACAAUAUUAAUGCAUACAGGGACUAGAUUGGUUAUCAGACCAUGCUUGGGAAUGUUUGACUGCAAUUUUAUCAUCCAAACUAUUAAAAUGUUCGCAGCACUUUUCAGACCUUAAAGUUGAAUUGGUUGCUGAUCCUUGGCUCAGUUUUAUAAUUAGAAAUCAGAAUUCAUUUAGCGGAAAAUGUUUAGAAUUUUUAGAAUUUUGGUUUGCCGAAAUUGUAUCGAGGAGUUAA